This is a messenger RNA of Dermacentor andersoni, 1196 nucleotides long. RefSeq lists its product as uncharacterized. Gene Ontology annotation, molecular function: ubiquitin conjugating enzyme binding; ubiquitin protein ligase activity; cyclin binding. Gene Ontology annotation, biological process: protein autoubiquitination; protein polyubiquitination; proteasome-mediated ubiquitin-dependent protein catabolic process. Lineage: Eukaryota; Metazoa; Arthropoda; Arachnida; Ixodida; Ixodidae. The record is from RefSeq and is a predicted model, not a curated record. Gene Ontology annotation, cellular component: nucleus; ubiquitin ligase complex; cytosol.
AUGGACAUCUCGGUUGAAGUGCAACCCUUACUUAAACUCUGUAAGGUUCAGGCACUCGUGUGGGACCUCUCAGGUGGCCAUGUUACCGCUCAAUGUGCGUCGUCAAGACUUAAGAUCGUCGUGAACGCAAAAGAAGGCGGUGGAAGGUGCGCCCAGACGGAUCUGAUUUUCCCCGAAGACGUUGCAUUCGAUGUCGAAACCAUCACGAACCCCCAAGAAAUCAGGGUUCUCAGGGACCGGAAGGAAUUCGUACAGCCCAUGCCGUGCCUAGAACUGACGUUCACCGUGCGCUUCCACAAGUCGGCCGGCUCGGACUCAGAACAGAGGACGGAGCCCUUCGUCGAACCCGCAGUUGCCGCUGGAGUACUCUACUGCUUUGAGUGCGUCGAGUGCGCUACGGGGAUUCUCGGCGGAGGGGUCAAAUUUCGUCGAGUCGUGCCGCUGCCAUCCGAAGACUGGAAAGAGACUGUGGGUGAGUGGUUUUCUAAACAACGAGAAACUGCAAGCAGCGACGACCUUCCCGAUGCUUUCUCGCCAAAGCCGGACGAGCUGUUCACGUCCGCAGCUCACUUCGUUGUGCACGACAAAAAAGUUCGAGAAGGUGACAUCGACAACGAAGACGGAAGAGUACGUUGUGGCAUCUGUCACGUUGUGGUGGGGAGAAAGGCGACUCCAUCGUCCACGGCAUUGUUUACGACCCGCGUGACACCAACUCCUGCCAACGAGGAGGAUGGCAGCCCCAUCGAUGGCGUCGACGCGUCUCGCCUGCUGAGAGGCUUCAUCAAAGUUCGGCUGCAGCUGAACGAGGCCUGCAGGAUUAUGCUUGCUUCAGACAAGAAGGUCCUGCUGCUGUGGCUGAUGGAGACGGGCCUGCAGCACUUCUACGCCAGAGAGGUUCAGGGUAAAGAAGUACGUGUCGACCUGCAGGUGGGCAGCAAGCUGCUGUACUUGGAAACUGAUGCCUCAGACGCCCUCGUGACCACAUGGAAGACAGAUCCCACAGUUGGCCAGUACCAAAUUGAAGAGGAAGUGAUGGAGGACACGCUGUACUACAUGCGUACAUGCUGUAACUCCAUGGGCGCCACCUCCGAGCGCUUCCAUGUUAUUUUCCUGCCAGGAGUGGUGGCCCAGCCUUAGCCUCCUCUGUGUGGAUGCGUGUGUGUAGUCACUCGAUUGAAUAAAGUUUCUGCAGCUUC